UUUAAUCUGUGAUACAAAAAUUACAAAAUGAAGUUCAGACUUCAGUUCAGUUUACUUUAUUUUGUUUUUUUGAUUUGCGUUUGCAUGGGAUUUCAGACUUCGCAUGUGCAUUUAGUAAAACAGUAAUGCAUAAUAUUAAUAGUAGUGAUUUAACCAAUUAAUCAAGUAAUACUUACUACAUAACAAUCAGGUAUUUAUAGGUAACUCUUGGAAUACAAGUCCAUCAAAAUCGUACACGUCGUCUCAGCUCGGACACCCGACACAGCGGCACUGGCAGGCCUAAUAUCUCUGUGUUUGAGGAGCAGAUUGUAUUUAUUUACUUUUUAAAUACCUACUCCGAAAAUGCGGCGUUCAUGGAACCAUGAAACUGAGGUGGAGAAAGUUAAAAAGCGAACAAAUAUUUUAUUUCCAAGGCCAGGAUUUUUAAUUGGUUGUCCCGAACCUGAGGAUGAGUCAAUAAUUAGGAAAACACCAUCAAUAAUGUCUGGUAACACAUCAACCAGUAGGCGCCAGUCACCCCAACAAGUAGACUCAAAAAUAUAUCAUAAACAAAUCAAUAAGAAAUUCUUCAAAUCACCUACAAAAUUUUCUAAUUACCAAAUCCAGCAAGGCCAAAUGAAUCCAAUGGAGUUAAAUGUUGUUCAAUCACCUACAACUCUUCCUCUAUGGCAAGCCGCAUUUGUUCGUCAACCAAUAUUUGUCACUCCAUCUUUUGACCAACCUCAGCCCAUGGCAAAAAAAACAGAAAUGCCUAGAAAUCAUUUUAAAAAGCAUUCUGAUAUUCUACAGAGACAACCAACAGAAACUAGUGUAAGCCACGGCUAUAAACCAUUUCAUAAAAAGAAGUACAAUAAAAACAAAAACAAUAUUGAUUUACGACUGUUGUUAUCUUUAAAGAGGAGAGAAAAUAUUGUGAAUGAAAAAGAAGAACAGCUAAGAAUUAAAACAGCUGCCAUAAGUUUAAAUGAUGAGCGAAGUGACACAGAAUAUGAUAGUUCUAAUGCAGUACCAUCCUGUAGCAGCAGAAGAAGUUUUGACGGCAAAAUAGAAGAUGAUGGAGAAAGUAAUUGGCUCGAACCAAAACCAAAUAAAAACUUGAAUAAAAAUCUUAAACCAGUGUAUAGUAGAAGAUACAGUUUUCACACAGACACAGAACUAGAAAACUAUGAUGAAGAAAAUAAUUAUUAUAAUAAUAAGCAGCUUGAUCAUUCGAAUCAAAAAGAUUGCGGCACAAAUCCAAAAUCAGUGUUAAAUAGAAGGAGAAGCUUUCACACAGAAAUACAAGUAGAUGAUGAAGAUGACGAAGAAAAUGAUUGGUCGAGUUAUAAAAAUUUAGAUACCGAAAAAAAACCAAUGUAUAAUAGAAGAAGAAGUUACUCUUUCAGUGAAAAAUUUUAUGAAGAUGAUAAUAAAACACAACAGAGCUUUGAUCUACCACAAUCCAGUAGUGCCAGGUGUUCCAAUGUUAAUACAGAUGAAGAAACAGAUAAUGAAGUAAAUGAAGAUUUUAAUGCAGUAAAUUCACAAUCACAAAUUGAUCUGAAGUCACAAGGUGAUAAUAAUUCUCUGGAGAAAGAAGUGCUACGAAGUAUUUUACAAAUAUGUGAAGAUGUGGAAAUUUGGUACAUUGUCACUGACUCAUAUGUGUUAACAAAUAACACACAUUUCCUCACUAAUAUACUUAAUGCAGAUGAAAAAUGUCGACUCAUCAUACCUCAGACAGUAAUAAACAAGAUUCAUAGUGCAGCACGCUCCUUCGCUCUCGCUUCCAAGGCUCUGUAUUUUGUAUGCCAACAAGUUGAAGCUAAUACUGCCAUUAUAGAUGAUGGCGCCGGAAUAGUGGAAACAAAAGAAGAUAUAAUGAAUUGUAGCUAUCAACUGUUGAAGAAGGGAAACCAAGUGAUUAUACUAACUGGAGAUAUUGAAUUAUAUGCUAUCAACACAUUAAAGAUUCCCAUGUUCACAGUUACAGAAAUUAAACAAUUAGUGAAAGAAACUAAUUUGAUGAGGACCCAAGUUGAUAACUUAGAUGCUGUAUUACCUGAAAUUGGUCAUUAUACAAUUACAAUUCCAAAUAAAAUAAACAGCCUGGCAGAUGUCGGUACUGAAUCACCAAAUGUAACCCAGCCAUUGAUCAGUAUUAAUCCAGAUACCGCCAUAGAAAGAGACAAGCGGCAGAGGUUAGCUUGUGAUAUUGGCAUUCAAGCCAAUUGUGUGACAUCACCAAAAGUGACAGAAGAUAUUAACAAAGAAGUAAUAUUACCAGAUUCAAGUAAAACAGAUUAUAUCUGUAAACGUCCAGUUAUACGGAACAAGAGAAAAGUUUGGCCCAAGCGUAAACGCACGACCACCUAUUCGUUGACCGAUGGUAAUGGAAUCGACGAUGUUGUACCGAAUUCACUAACCGAUUCCACUACAAAUGACAGUUCACUUUCUAGUGUUGAUAAUUCAAUAUGGCAAUCCUAUCCUAUAACUGCAGCAUAUCUGAAUAAAGAUAAACGCAGCGAAACUGGCGAGUUGUCGUAUCCAAGCUUUGCUGGGAGUGUUAAAAAUGAAUCUCAAAUUGUAAAAGAAACAGCAGAAGAUGAUAAACAUGUAAUGUUUGAAAUUACCGAUGAGCGGAUGGAGGAAGUUUUAACGGUGUAUUCUGAGGUGUGGGUGUCUAGAUUAAUGCAAGUCAUGGAGAAAGCCCUGGGCCAGGUGUUGCAUGUGGAGGCUGCGUGCGCGGAAAUUCGCAAGCACUGGCCGCCGCCGUGGUCGCUGAUGGUGGCCGCGGAAUGCGUGAAGCAAUGCUUCCUCCAUGAUGUUGACGUGGUGGAAGCGGCGACCAAGUUUGUGAAGAGUUUCUCUGACAGUGAAACUCUUGGAACCCAUGGAAGUGCGUCUAUCAUGCGGCAAUCGCCAGAAAAAUUAAAAAUGAGUCCACAUAACUUCAUGGAGUUAUACAGCUAUGCUGUAUACUUUAUCGACUCUUUGCAGGGUGUUUUGAUGGAGAAUGAAGACAUACAAACAGCUUCGAAAUCACUUAGUAAAUUGCUAAGUGACAUACAAGACCCGAGCUUCGAUAUUAGUAAUCAAGAAACCAUUGUUGAAGUUACUGUCCGGGAAGCUAUUGUUACGGAAGACAAAGACACUAGCGUUGAAAAAGACAAACCAGAUGAUACAAAUAUUGUGAAAGGUAGCCCAAGGCGCAGGCCGAAAAAAAAUAAAACACCAUCUACAUCACCAGGAAAAUACAAUCUACGAUCUCAGUCAAAAAAAUCUAUUGAGAUGAAUCAAGUUGAUACCGAUACACCAGAGAUAAGAGAUGUCACCAAAUCGUCUUUCCUAACAAAUUUAUAUUUGAUGAAAAACUCAAGUACACCUAAAGCUGACGACGAUAUUUGUGAAAAGACCAAUUCAUUUCUGGAAACAAAAGCUAGUAGUGAUAUACAGGAAAAUUCAAGUCCAAAUGUUCGGAUGUCUGACCGUUGGCUUGCAUCUUACUCUGAUGUUUCUACAGCGGAUGACAGAUUAGAGAAUGAAGCAAUGCUUCAUGACAGAUUAAAAGAUAAAUCUAAGCCUAUUGCUAACUAUGCAGAAUAUAGUAAUAAAGACAUUUACGGAUCUAUAUAUGCAGAUGUCGAUAAUAUCGCAGAAGAGUUGUAUAAUGACAAUUAUGUCACUAAUUUUGUAGAAUUUAACAAUAUGAUGUACGAUUUUGAUAAUAAUAUCCCGAAAGAUAAUAUGAACACUAGUUUGAAUUCAGAUAAUAUUGCGUUUGAGAGCGAUAUUGUCACUUUUAAAGAGGUGAUGGAAAGUUUGAAAUCAGCUAUCAUUGGGGCUUAUGCAUCAAUUGAAGAUUUUUGCGUUAAAUCCUGUGAAAGUUUACUGACUGCAAAACUGAGCGAGAGUGAUUUAAGUCGAAUGCAAAUGAGAGCGGAAAGCUCCUCGUCACAAAUCCAGCAGAUAUGUGAUGUAUUGAAUAGUAUAUUAACAAGAGAGAAGACAAAUAAAAAUAUUUUUGAAAUACUGAGAAGGAAGGAAUUUGAAGAUAUCGCAUGUGAAAACAGUGACAAGGAAGAUUACAGCAAUUUCAUCGCCGAUUGUUUGGAAGAAGGCACAAGUUUAAUGGAAUCCGUUACGUUGGUUCUCGAAGCGAUCAAGGAAUACAUAUAAUAAUAUUGGAACCGGGGGCAGAAUGUACACAAUCGUGUAAGCGAUUUUAUACGUGUUGUAGACCGAUUUGAAUAAAAUUGCUUAGAAUAGUAAA
Molecule: messenger RNA, 4252 nt
Organism: Bicyclus anynana (squinting bush brown)
Lineage: Eukaryota; Metazoa; Arthropoda; Insecta; Lepidoptera; Nymphalidae
Exons: 14
Coding region: 343-4158 (1271 amino acids)
Source: RefSeq, a predicted model, not a curated record